AAUAUGAAGCGCUCUUGUGCGGUCCUAGCAGCCGGGAUGAACGCGAUGAAACUAAGAAUAAAGUGUGAUUCGAAGUUGGUGGUUGGCCAUGUCUCGGGGGAGUUCGAGGCGAAGGACGAAAGAAUGAAGAAAUACAGAGAUACGGCCUUGGAACUCCUUAAAAGCUUCACCGCAUAUAGUGUUGAGAAGAUUCCCCGGGCGGAGAAUGCCGAGGCAGAUAUCUUGUCAAAGCUGAGCUCGGAUACGCCCGAGCAUAUCAGGCGGAUGGCGAACGUGGAAGAGUUGUCGGAGCCGAGCAUCCACGCCUUCCCCGUGGCAAUGAUUUGUGCUCGGCCCAAAGAUUGGAUGGACGACAUAAUUGCCUUCCUAAAGGAUGGUGCCCUCCCGGAUGACGCAGUGAAGGCCAAGUUGGUCCGGACAAGGGCACUGGGGUAUACAUUGGAAGGCGAGAAGCUAUACAAGCGAGCGUACAACGGGACGCUACUCAGGUGCCUUAAACCAACUAAAGCGAAGCAAGUUAUGGAGGAGGAUUGCGCGGAGUUCGUAAAGAAGUGUAAAGUGUGCCAAGAGUUCCAGAAGGUACCGGGGAGGCCUUCAACGAAUUACACCCCCAUCAGCACAGCCAUUCCGUUCGCGCGAUGGGGGGUGGAUCUCGUGGGUGCACUCCCCAGGGGCACCGGGAACGUGAGGUACGUCAUCGUAGCCAUCGACUAUUUCACUAAGUGGGUGGAAGCAGCCCCAAUGGCAAGCAUCACCGGAGCUCAAUGCCUGAAGUUUCUCGCAAAGCAAGUCAUCUGCCGCUUCGGCGUCCCCGAGCACAUAAUUACAGACAAUGAGACACAAUUCGAGUCCAAGCCCUUCAAUACCAUCCUCGAGAGUUGGGGAAUCAAUCACAGCUAUGCGUCGGUCGGGUACCCUCAGACAAAUGGUCGGGUCGAGAACGCCAACCGAACGAUAAUUGAUGGUCUGAAACGGAAGUUGGAAGCCUGCGGAGGGGAGUGGGCUGAAGAAUUGCCUUACAUCCUAUGGACCUACCGGACCACGCCUAGGAGGGCAACCGGGGAAACCCCCUUCGUCUUGUGCUACAGAUUCGAGGCGAGGGCUCCUGCAGAGAUCUCUCUUACAACUCAUCGGGAGGAGAUCUUCGACCCCGAGCGUAACGAAGAAACCUUGGCAGCCGAGCUCCACCUCGGGCAUGAAAGGCGAGAAGCGGCCUUCAUACGGGCAGAAAAUUACCGAAGAAAGGUGAAAAGCUACCAUGACGGACGCGUGCGCGCACGAGGGUUUGCCGAAGGAGAUUGGGUGCUGCGCAAGAGAACAGUGAGCCGCCCCCUGGAAGGAGGGAAGUUCGCCAAAAAUUACGAAGGCCCAUACAUCAUCAAAGAAGUGGUGGGCCCUUCAACGUUCCGCCUGCAGACACCGAGGGGAGGGGACGUGCCCAGGACAUGGAACGCCGAGAACUUAGUUAAGUUUUAUCAGUAGACUUUUGAUGUACACGGACCUCAAAAAGGGAACCCGUAGGUCUUUUCGAUUGAACUCAAUGGAAUGGUUUUUUACGAAAAGAGCUCGAUUGAACACCCACAGAAGGAUGGGCCGAGCACAGACCAUACCC
Molecule: messenger RNA, 1612 nt
Organism: Cuscuta campestris
Lineage: Eukaryota; Viridiplantae; Streptophyta; Magnoliopsida; Solanales; Convolvulaceae
Source: the annotation of a GenBank genome assembly